Messenger RNA from Macaca mulatta (Rhesus monkey), 2782 nucleotides. NCBI's taxonomy places the organism in Eukaryota, Metazoa, Chordata, Mammalia, Primates, Cercopithecidae. The record is from RefSeq and is a predicted model, not a curated record.
CUGGGCGCGGAGCCCAUGGCCCUUCCCCUCCCAUACAGCCCGGGCGCGGGGGCACCUGACGGGGACCGGUGCCCUGGCCGGCCUCCUGCCGCGGCCAUUCCGCGGUCUCUUCGCCCCUGGGAGCGAUCAACUCCAGGGCCUGUAGAACAGCCCAUCUUCACCACCCGAGCGCAUGUCUUCCAGAUUGACCCCAACACCAAGAAGAACUGGAUGCCUGCGAGCAAGCAGGCGGUCACCGUUUCCUACUUCUAUGAUGUCACAAGGAACAGCUAUCGGAUCAUCAGUGUGGACGGAGCCAAGGUGAUCAUAAACAGCACAAUCACACCGAAUAUGACCUUCACCAAAACGUCACAGAAGUUUGGGCAGUGGGCCGACAGCAGAGCCAACACGGUGUUUGGUUUGGGGUUUUCCUCUGAGCAGCAGCUGACAAAGUUUGCAGAGAAAUUCCAGGAGGUGAAAGAAGCUGCCAAGAUAGCCAAAGACAAGACGCAGGAGAAAAUCGAGACCUCAAGUGAUCAUUCCCAAGAAUCUGGGCGUGAAACCCCAUCUUCUACUCAGGCAUCCAGUGUCAAUGGGACGGACGAUGAAAAGGCCUCUCACACCGGUCCCGCCAACACGCACCUGAAGUCUGAGAAUGAUAAGCUGAAGAUUGCCUUGACGCAGAGCGCUGCCAACGUGAAGAAAUGGGAGAUCGAGCUGCAGACCCUGCGGGAGAGCAAUGCCCGGCUGACCACAGCACUGCAGGAGUCGGCAGCCAGUGUGGAGCAGUGGAAGAGGCAGUUCUCCAUCUGCCGCGACGAGAACGAUCGGCUCCGCAACAAGAUUGAUGAGCUGGAAGAACAAUGCAGUGAGAUCAACAGAGAGAAGGAGAAGAACACACAACUGAAGAGGAGGAUCGAGGAGCUGGAGGCAGAGCUCCGAGAAAAGGAGACAGAGCUGAAAGAUCUCCGAAAACAAAGUGAAAUCAUACCUCAGCUCAUGUCAGAGUGCGAAUAUGUCUCUGAGAAGCUAGAGGCGGCAGAGAGAGACAAUCAAAACCUGGAAGACAAAGUGCGUUCCUUAAAGACAGACAUUGAGGAGAGCAAAUACCGACAGCGCCACCUGAAGGUGGAGUUGAAGAGCUUCCUGGAGGUGCUGGAUGGGAAGAUUGACGACCUGCAUGACUUCCGCCGAGGCCUCUCCAAGCUGGGCACCGAUAACUAGGGCUGGCCAAGGCCCAGGCCCCGCCUUUAAUUCUCUGAUCUGGCUGGGCGUGGUGGCUCACACCUGUAAUCCCGGCACUUUGGGAGGUCAAGGUGGAUGGAUCAUCUGAGGUCAAGAGUUCAAGACCAGCCUGGACAACAUGGCAAAACCCCAUCUCUACUAAAAAUACAGUAACAAAAGAAAAUUAGCCGGGUGUGGUGAUGGGUGCCUGUAAUCUCAGCUACUUGGGAGGCUGAGGCAGUGAACCCAGGAGGUGGAGGUUGCAGUGAGCUGAGAUAGCACCACUACCCUCCAGCCUGGGUGACGGAGCGAGACUGUCCCCAAAAAAAAGAAAAAAAAAAGCUUCCAAAAGACAUUGAGACAAUUUUGUAAUGUUUAGAAAAAUUAGAAAUUGGAUUGAGUAAAAUUUACAUAUUUUACACAAGAGGACUAACAUCUUUAUAAUAUUUAACCUUUCAUUUCAGUACAUUUAUAAUGUUUUAUGUCUCUCAGCCUAUCUUUUCUAGUAUAGGUGAUUUUUGUAGUGUGGUUACUAUUGUGUAAAUGAGAUCUUUUCCCACUACUUUAAAAAAUGAAAAUUAAAUCAAUCGCUUUUAUGACUUAAAACAUUAAAUAAAACUUAUGUAAGUGUAAACAUUAUUUUAAAACAUAUGUAGAAAAUUAAAGCCCCCCAUAAUUAAAAUCCCUUUCCCCCAAGAAAAACAGUCAACAGUUGAUGCAUAUUCAUCAGUUUUUUCCUAAAGUAUGUUUUAGCACUUUGACCAUAUGAGACAACCCUUCUGCUCUUAGCAUUUUUCUCUUUGCAAUAGAUCUUCCUAUGUCAGUACACGCCAAUCUACCUCAUUCUUACCUCUGCAUAAGAGAGUAGUGUGUGGUUGUAUAAUAGUUUAACUUGGCGAUUGGUUAUUUAUUUUGUAACUAGCCAGUUACUGAACUAUUCUAAAGGUUUUGCUGUUGUUAAUUUCUUUUGCCUUUUUCAGUUGGGUAAUAAUUCUGGGUAGGUUGAUAAUUUUAUUCCCAUGUUUGUAAUCUUAUUUCACUUUCUCAAAUCAUCACAUUGACCGGUACUUUUAGAACAAUGUUAAAUAACACUUACAUAAUUCUGCUGAUAUUGUACAUUAUUUUAUAUAUAUAUAUUUUUACUUAGAAGAGUGUUUCUCCAGAACUAUAAAUUUGACUCUUAGUGUAAAAUAAUCUUAAUAUUUGAAUUAUACAUUAAGGUUAUGCCCUCUAUUUCUAGUUUGAUGAAAAUAUUAUUAGUAAUGGAUGUUGGGGUUUUAUUUAAUGGCUUUUUUCCACAUCUGUCAAGAUGAUCAACUGGCUUUUCUCUAUUAUGACUUUAGAUGAAUCAUUAAUAGAUUAGCUAAUGUUAAGACAUCUCUGCAUUUCUAUAAAAACCUGAUAUAGUCAUAGUAUAUUAUUCUUUUAAUAUACAUCUCCUUUCAGUGUUAACAGUGGUUAUUUAUGAUUGGUUGGUCUAUAGAUUUUUAUUUUGUGUUUAUUAUCUGUACUUUCUGAUUUUUCUACAAAGAUCGUGUAUUACUUGUAUAAUAAAAAAUAAGAGCUUUAAAUUGUGAAA